Messenger RNA from Penicillium longicatenatum, 234 nucleotides. RefSeq lists its product as uncharacterized. The coding region runs from base 1 to 234 and encodes 77 amino acids. The record is from RefSeq and is a predicted model, not a curated record. The transcript is spliced from 2 exons. NCBI's taxonomy places the organism in Eukaryota, Fungi, Ascomycota, Eurotiomycetes, Eurotiales, Aspergillaceae.
AUGAGUUAUUUCGAGAAACUGCCAGAAGCCAUUGUAUAUGAAGCAUCUAGCACGAAGCCCUGGUACACCGAGCCUAGUAGCAUGAAGACAGAUCCCAUCAUAAUUAAUGAUGAAUCGAGCACAAAGCCCGAACCUAGGAGCACGAAGAGAAAUCCUAUUAUGAUUGAUGAUGAAUCUAGCCUAGCCAUUAAAUUUGGUGAGCUGUUAGAGGAGUUGACUUAUGACACAGCCUAG